AAAAUAACAAAAGAAACACUAAAAUCUGUCCAGAGGCAGAAGUAGCGAAACUCUCAUCUCGAACACAUCGACUCGAUGUGAAGAACUGUGAAACGCCCAAAAUCCGUCCUCUAUAGCUAGAAAUCCCAAAUUGAAACCCAAAAUCGAUCCUCUCUAGCUAGAAAUCUGUCCAGAUAUAGAAAUUCCAAAUCGAAAUCCCUCAAAAAUCUCAACCAAAUCAAAAUACCUCAAAUCAGAAUGUGAAUUCGAUUGGGUGUUUAUGAUACUUGUCGGAAACUUCAUUUUGAAGCUAAAUCUCAAGAUUGGAAGCUGGUUUGACGAGUUUUGGUUUUAAUUUUUGAAUCAGAGUGUGCGAAGAAGAAGACCACUGCUGUGGAAGUCGAUUCAAAGCUUCUUCAACUUUGAGAAAAAGAAUGUGUUCAAGUCAAAAAUCACUGUCCGUCUCACAGUGCAGUGACUAGGUUCCGACCGAGUUUGAUAUUUCUCCGCAUAAGCCCUGUAAUUUCGCAAGGCUCCACUUGUGGGAUUACACUGGGUUUUUUAUUGUUGUCCUGUAAUUUCAUAAGGAUCAGGGAGGCAGCUUAUUUCUAGUUGUUCAGAUGUGCCUAUAUAUGUGACCUAAGGCUUUGUAGGUUUAACGUUCACGAGCACAUUCAGCAUAUUUUGAUCGCAGGUGGGAAAUUUUCCAAAUGGUUAAACUGGAAAUGAGAGGAAUUGGACGAGGAAAACGUGGGAGAGGCGGGACGAGCUGUGGUCGUAAAAUUUUUCAAGGACGUGGCAAUUUUGGAGCGACGUCUCAGCCACACAUACAGACCGGACGUGUAUCUGAUGCAUCUGUAGAGAUGGGACAACCAAGUAACCCGAAUCAAGGAACUUUACAGAUCGGACGAGUAUCUACUAACUCUCUCCAAAUACCUUCUUUAGAAACACAAUCAUCACAAAAUGUAGCAGAACCUGUGCAUUGCUCUCCAGAGGCUGAAAAUUGUGCAAUUUCUUCCAGUAAUAAAAAAAUAGGAAGAGGAAGAGGAAAAUACAAAUCUAAAAGUUUAGAGGUUGUAAGUGAGAGGAACAAAAGAAAUAGAGAAAAUCAAAUAAUUAAGCAUACUUGUGGUACAAAGUCUUUUGCAGAAGUAGAGGAAUCUACGAGAAAUCCUAUUACUGGAGAAUUGGACACACCAGAUAAAGUUUGGGAGAUCCAACAUACACGCAAGGAUGAUAGAGGCGAACUGGUGUGGUUGGAUUCACAAUCCCAACAAAUUCAUGGUCAACUCCAGGAAGUUGUCGCUCAGCAACAAUCUGAGGAUAUCAAGCAUCCCAUGACUAGAGAUGAGAUUUUAUCCUCCGUUGUUGGUGAGAGAACAGGCUAUGUUCGUGGAAAAGGAUACAGAAAGAAUCCUCCUAAAAAGAGUAACAUUCAGCAUGCAAACAUAGAGGCCAGAGUGUCUUCUGCUAUUGAUAUUGUGCGUCAAGAGAUGCAAGCCGAGAUGGAUAGGAAGUUGCAAGAAGAACGUGAACAAAUGGCUGCUGAGUUGCGAAGAAAUAUGGAAAUUGAGUUGGAAAAGAAAUUGGAAGAGGAGUGUCAACACGCAAAUGAGGAGCGUCAACACGCAAAUGCAGAAACAGACAAGAGGAUCUCUCUAGAAGUGGAGAAGAAGAUGCAUGAACAAUUUGCUAGUUUCUUGACCAGAAUGCAACACCAACAGAAGGGACAGGGCACUUAGACAGUGGUAUCAUUCAAGGAUGGUGUGGAGCAAGGAGUAGUAACAAGACACUUAAUAUUUUGUCUUCUUUGGGAUAUGUAUAUGCGCACAAUUACAAUGCACAAUGAAGUGUCAGGUAGUAUAUAUAUGUAAUUGACUUUUUAGUAAUGAUAAUAUUUAUAAUGUUCGGCUUGAGAAAUUCUUUUGGUGUU
Molecule: messenger RNA, 1912 nt
Organism: Nicotiana tabacum (common tobacco)
Lineage: Eukaryota; Viridiplantae; Streptophyta; Magnoliopsida; Solanales; Solanaceae
Source: RefSeq, a predicted model, not a curated record